UGACAUUUUUUUACAUACAUAUUUGUUUAUGUUUGUUUUAAUUUGAUUUCAUUAGAAUUUAGAUUUUUCAAAAAUAAUAAGUUACUCAUAUUCAACUAUUUAUUUAGUUACAAUAAUUGUAUUCCAUUUUUCUUUUAUUAUAAUUUUAUUCAUCCAGAUUCUACAAAAAACUAUUAAGGUGUCACACAUCUUACAAAUAUUUCUAUUUAUCCUAUAUCAAUAUUUAUUCAAAUGGCAUUGUGUCCAAGAAAAUAUUUAAUUAAAGAUUUAAUAGAUAAACCUACACCUUUCGACGUUUGGUUACAAGGUACAAUUGAGCAAACGGUGGGAAACGAUAUUUUGAUUAUUUCUGACAUAUCAGGUAGAGCAAAAAUAACCAAAUGCGAAUCUGCUGAUGGAAUAAUCACUAAGGACUCCAUAAAGAAAGGAACUUAUUGCUGCAUUAUAGGUGUAGUGAUGAAAACAAAAGGAAAAUUACCAGAAAUUCAAGCCAAUAAAUUUCUAGACUUAAAUUCACAACCACAAAUGAAACUAGCAUGGGAAUAUGAAGUAAAAGAAAGUGAAUUAUUAUACCAGGGAAAAUUACUACCUUCAAUAAAUUAGUCUUUUUUACUACA
Molecule: messenger RNA, 617 nt
Organism: Galleria mellonella (greater wax moth)
Lineage: Eukaryota; Metazoa; Arthropoda; Insecta; Lepidoptera; Pyralidae
Exons: 2
Coding region: 232-603 (123 amino acids)
Biological process (GO): DNA repair; regulation of sister chromatid segregation; maintenance of rDNA
Cellular component (GO): cytosol; nuclear speck
Source: RefSeq, a predicted model, not a curated record